This is a messenger RNA of Copidosoma floridanum, 538 nucleotides long. Its product is annotated as small ribosomal subunit protein eS28. NCBI's taxonomy places the organism in Eukaryota, Metazoa, Arthropoda, Insecta, Hymenoptera, Encyrtidae. Gene Ontology annotation, biological process: maturation of SSU-rRNA; ribosomal small subunit assembly; translation. The record is from RefSeq and is a predicted model, not a curated record. Gene Ontology annotation, cellular component: cytosolic small ribosomal subunit; ribosome. Gene Ontology annotation, molecular function: structural constituent of ribosome.
UUUAAACGCGUCCACUCUCAGUCAUUGACGCGAAGUCGAGUUAUCAGCAACGAAGUUAAGACUUGUAAGUCUUAUCGCGCCAAAGGCAACGCAGAGAACCAUCCCACACAACGAGCACGUUUUACACUUUUGUCCUGCCUGCGCCCACGUGAAGAGAUAACAACAUGGUCUCAGAGAACGACGGCAAAAUGGCCCGAGUGAUCAAGAUUCUGGGGCGCACCGGGUCCCAGGGUCAGUGCACCCAGGUGAAGGUCGAACUCAUGGGGGAGAACCGGCAGCUCAUCAGGAACGUGAAGGGCCCGGUGCGCGAGGGCGACAACUUGGUACUUCUCGAGUCAGAGCGGGAAGCCAGGAGGUUGAGGUGAAAACCUUGCAUCUCUGCCCACUGUUGACCACACACAGAAGGUAUCCAAUUUUACUCUUCCUAUGGAUCAUCAAACAAGGAUGGGAAAAAGUAAUACUGCUGAAUACAGUUUAACAUGAAGUUUAACUUCCACCCAAUGGUUUGUCAACAGUGAUAAUAAAUGUUUAAACAAAA